Messenger RNA from Zerene cesonia (dogface butterfly), 1346 nucleotides. RefSeq lists its product as uncharacterized. Gene Ontology annotation, biological process: arachidonate secretion; phospholipid metabolic process. The transcript is spliced from 5 exons. Bases 54 to 1031 code for a protein of 325 amino acids. The record is from RefSeq and is a predicted model, not a curated record. Lineage: Eukaryota; Metazoa; Arthropoda; Insecta; Lepidoptera; Pieridae.
CAGUCGCUCAGUCCGCGUUCAACCAUCGAGCGGAGCGCACGUCAUGGACAAUAAUGUCGUUUCGUAGACUCCUAACAGCGAUGCGAUCCGCCCGGGACGCCAUACACCGCGGCGCCCCGAUGGCCGAUGGAGUCCUAAAGUCCUUAUUAAGUGUGGUGGUUAUUUGUUGCAUCGCAGUAUCCUCCCCGCAGGCGGCGUCUGCGAAACCCUUUACCUUCAGUCUACCGGCGAGCUGGUCUCUUGCAGGUCUCGUCGGCAGCGUUGGCGCCAGAUCCGACAACGCGAUCAGCAAGGACCCCGGGGUGAAGCCGUACUCCGGGAGGCGGGUGGCCAACGACACCCUCCGUAUGAUAUACUUCCACGACCAGACUGUGGCGGUCGUGGAACUUGGGGAGGAUAAGCUGCUACUGAACUGCGAGCUGAUUGAGACCUAUGAUGAAGACGACACGGGUCGGCUGCUGCGCCACCUCAGCAGAAUCAACCGGCCGCUGGGCAUCAACUUCCUGCAGAUGAUCAAGCUCAUGGGACAAUGCCAGCAGGUCACGACACGACUGUACGAUCAGCUGGAAGGUCUGGAAUCAGGUGCGGAAAGUAACCGCGAGAUCUGGAGCGAGGAGACGGAUGCGGAGGCUCGGUUGCGAGCUGGCGGCGCGCACGCCGGCUUCUUUGGUGGCAGCCCGCUGUCCUUGUUACAGGGAAUCAUACCCGGUACAAAAUGGUGUGGGACAGGCGACAUAGCAACCGACUACCACGACCUGGGCGCCGACCGCGCGCUCGACCGCUGCUGCCGCACGCACGACCUCUGCCCCUCAAAAGUUCGCGCCUUUUCCAGAAGAUAUAACCUCACCAACAACUCCCUAUACAGCAAAUCGCACUGCAAAUGCGACGACAUGCUCUUCGAGUGCCUCAAAUCGACGAACACCUCAGCCUCACAGCUCAUGGGACACAUUUAUUUCAAUUUAGUCCAAGUGCCGUGCCUCGAGGACCGGCCCAACGGCAGGCGGUUUCGGAACGCGAGACCGGGCUUCUAGCGACAUCUAGCGAAUAGAUGAAAUAGUUCGAAUUGUAUUAGCGCCAUCUAGUGGUUCGUUUGCACAGAUUUAAUGUUACGCUGUAAAUUGCAUUUAAUGUAAUGAUCAUCGUGAGUUGUAAAUAAUUUAGUACCUAAAUAUUAUUAUGUAUUAUAUGUUUUAUUGUAAUUAUUUAGAUAUUAAACCUGUGAUAUGUCUGUGCCUUGUAAUGUUCUACGUAAUUUAGGGAUGGCGCUGUUAAAAUAUUAAAUAAUUUAGUCACUUUAUUACAUUUUAAGGUUUAUUUAUUUUGUUUAUAUUAUUAAAACAUCGUUC